Molecule: messenger RNA, 434 nt
Organism: Pisolithus orientalis
Lineage: Eukaryota; Fungi; Basidiomycota; Agaricomycetes; Boletales; Pisolithaceae
Product: hydrophobin
Exons: 3
Coding region: 1-324 (107 amino acids)
Cellular component (GO): fungal-type cell wall
Molecular function (GO): structural constituent of cell wall
Source: RefSeq, a predicted model, not a curated record
AUGUUAACUCGCAUCCUCUCUGUCGUUUCCCUCGCUAUCCUUGCCAUCGCUGGCGGCGUACCUGUGGGCCAAUGCAACGGUGGUUCGAUCCAAUGCUGCGAUAGCGUCCAGCAGGCCAGCCAAGCUUCCUCGUUACUCCAGCAAGUUGGUUUAGUACCCGCUGACGUCGGACUGCUUGGCCAAGUUGGUGUCAACUGCGUGCCCAUUACCGUUAUCGGCACCGGUGCAGGCUGCCAGGCAUCGCAGCAGUCUGCAUGCUGCAGCGGUAACAACUUCAAUGGCCUGGUUACAGUCGGUUGUUCUCCCAUCAACGUCAACGCCUAGAUGUGCGACACUCCUUUGUGUGAGGUCGAUAGGGAGUAACCUGUUGGCUGGAAUGAUGUUGAGGGCAUGUAAAAGCCAUGUAGAUUUGUUUCUCGAAUUUUGUAUUGCAC